Saxophila tyrrhenica is the source of this 609-nucleotide messenger RNA. RefSeq lists its product as uncharacterized. NCBI's taxonomy places the organism in Eukaryota, Fungi, Ascomycota, Dothideomycetes, Mycosphaerellales, Extremaceae. The record is from RefSeq and is a predicted model, not a curated record. The transcript has a single exon. Bases 1 to 609 code for a protein of 202 amino acids.
AUGUGCCGUCGAGUACAUGUACCUCCGCAGGUAGACGUCACGGAUGACUUCCUAAUCCCCGACGACGACUUCUACAAAGAUCUCUUCGAUCGAAUAAGCACUAUAUCCGGCUUCCUGGUCAUCGCGAGCUAUCCCAUUGCCACGCAGAACACAUCCGGCCUCGAGCUCACACAUUUCAAUCCCGUCGCUGUACGAACCUUUGCAGCGCUUUCGGUCGGCCUGUUCAUUGCAUCCAUAGUCGCGUGUCAGGCCUACAACCUCCAUCGGCAGAAGAGCGCGCCGGGAUGGAUCCUCUUCCGUGGAGUCGCGGUGUUGUUCGUCAUGGGGACUACUACUGCGGCGACGCUGUUCUUCUUCCUGACCAUCGCUGCGUAUGCUUAUCUGGUCGGCAUGAUCUUCGUCGGGCUCACCUGUCUCUUUGCGCCGCUCGUGCUGGUCCCGUUCACUGUCGAGUCGCUCCAAGCUUGGUCGGAUAUCAGUCGCUUGCUAGGGCUUUCCGCACAGGGUGUGGACUACUUGUCAGCGCCCCCGGCGCAGGAAGUACGCAUUCCGAUGAUACUCAGACCGACCUCUUUUCGUCCGACGUCUACCGGCACUCGAGUGCUGUAA